CGCGUUUCGCGUGAACGGUCGCCGAACAAGAGUUGCAACCGACGGCUCGUAGCCACCAGCAUUUCGGAAACGACCAUGAGCAGCUACCUCAAGGAAGGCGUGCUCACGAAGCGCAGCGCGAGCGCCAAGCUCAUCACCAACUGGCGCAAGCGGUACUUUGCGCUCACGCCGACCGAGCUGCUCUACUUUGAGAAGAAGGACGACGCGGAGCCGGGUCGGCGGACGCCGCUCGGCCCGGACGCGUCCAUCUCGCGCACCAACGACCGCGGCUACAAGCUCUGCUUUGUGGUCAAGUCGACGCCGACGGCCGAGCCGUUCUACAUCCAGGCCGCGUCCGAGGACGAGCUCAAGGAAUGGGUCGACGCGAUUGGCAAGGUCGUCGGCAAGAUCGAGGACCUCGUCAACGACGGCGCGGCCAAGGAGCCCGAGGCCGCCAAGGUCGAUGAAGUCGGCAAGGAAGACGUCGUCGAGGGCGGCGAGAGUACCGACGCGCCGGCAGCGUCCGGCGAAGCCACCGAUGGCACGCCACCGACAACCGAAGGCAGCGAGUGAAGACACGAUCGUCGUCGCUUCAACCCUCAUUGACCAACCUCCGCGCCUGCAUAUCCAUAGCGCUAUAUAUCUUGCUACACUAAGUCCAAUGCCAAGGCGCGUGUCAUGCAGCAA
Molecule: messenger RNA, 666 nt
Organism: Saprolegnia diclina VS20
Lineage: Eukaryota; Oomycota; Saprolegniomycetes; Saprolegniales; Saprolegniaceae
Exons: 3
Coding region: 76-552 (158 amino acids)
Source: RefSeq, a predicted model, not a curated record